Rotaria socialis is the source of this 975-nucleotide messenger RNA. The record is from the annotation of a GenBank genome assembly. NCBI's taxonomy places the organism in Eukaryota, Metazoa, Rotifera, Eurotatoria, Philodinida, Philodinidae.
AUGUUGCAAGUCGAGUAUCCGUGUCGUGAAACUUUAUCAUCCUACCAAAAUCAAAGUAAGCCUGCUGUUGUUACAUGGGCUGAAGCGAAAAAACAUUUACAUGAGGUUCGCCAACGACGUCAAGAUGAGUUGGCAUCAAAUAUCAAAGAAUGUCAUAAACUACAAGCUAUUCAUAAACAAAUGUUUAAUCAUCAAGUCGAUUCGUUUUCAAAUGAAAAACUUCCCGAUAUUAAACCAAUCAAGUCAAUAAAUAAUGAAUAUUCUUCAUCUACAAAUAAAUAUUCUAUACCAAGACUUGAAUAUGCUUCUAUUAUUUAUCGAAAAGCAAUACCUACAUUUGAAUUAGAACCACCAUCGAAAUUAGAAAAAAGUUUACCUAUUAUCAACGAGCUGGUGCACAAUUUAUCCGAAACUCAAAAUAUAAGCUCGACUCCAAAAAUAGCGACUAAUCCAUUAUUAUUAUCAGUAAAAAACGAUCAGCAAAGAUGUUUAAGUGUUUCACCUGUUUUAUCAAUUGAUAAACGUGCUAAUAAAGUCUAUGAAACAUGGCCAGAUUAUAAUCAAAUAAGCGAAAUAGUUGGGUAUCGUAUUAAUCCUUCACCUGAAAAAAAACCGACGUCCGAUGCGGUACCAUCAGAUCCUUCAGCUAGCCGGAGUAAACGUAAAGCAUCGAUUCGAUUUCCUGCAGCUUCUAAACAAAUAAAAAACUUAAUCAGUUUAAAUUCUACAUCAAUACGACGAAACCUAUCAAAAGCAAAACAACCACUGCAAACUAAUAUGACACCAGCGACUAAUGAUAAAUCUUCUCUAGGAAUCGAACCACUUAAAAAUACGCCAGCUAAAGAAAUCAAACCAAAACUUCCGAAUAUCAUUUGUCCAUCAUCGGUUGCCUAUUCAAGUCGAGCUCAAACUCGCCAAUGGUUAUUGAAACAUAACUUUUCUGGCAAUGCAAUGCAUACUGUUCCUCUUCUGUAA